Molecule: messenger RNA, 5873 nt
Organism: Porites evermanni
Lineage: Eukaryota; Metazoa; Cnidaria; Anthozoa; Scleractinia; Poritidae
Source: the annotation of a GenBank genome assembly
AUGGCGUCGAUGGAUCGGCAGAAAUUAGUGGAGGACAAGAAGCAAGAACUUCUUCGUCGAAUUGCAGAGAAAAAGAAAAACAGUCAAACCACUCAACCACCGUUACCUUCAUCUUAUGGCGGAGCUACACAGAUCAUUCAAAAUGAUAAUCCCGCUCCAAGUGGUCCGAAAAUGUUUGUAAACGAUGGAAAUUUCUUAGCUCGCUUUCAAGCGAUGCAACAGCAGCAGAAAACACAGGAAGCUAGCUCGAGUUCGACGGCAACAACAGCAGCAGCUAGUAGCUCCGACUGGCGUCCGACAGUUAGCAUGAAGCUAACCACAGUUAAAAAAUCAACACCUGCAAAACCGGCAAGACCGGACGUCUUCGAAACGCCAGAAGAAAUCGAAGAAAAUGGUAAUUUGAAAUAUUUGAAGCUUCGUUCUCUCUUAGCUUGGUAUCUUAAAGGUCUUGAUUGCAGCCAUACCUUUGUGUUUGGUGUAGUUUUGAUCUCGUUAAAUGCUUGAAAAUGUUCUGAUGAGCGGUAUAAUUAAGUUCCCCCACCAGAAGAUCAAGCCAUACUUGAUGCUAUUGAGGUACUGGCAGCCCGAGUGGUAAGAGGUGGAGACCAAGUUGAACGUUCCGCCAUUCAAGACAACGUUAACAACCCACAUUAUAGGUAAGUUUUAGUGGAGCAGUACCCAUUCAGUCGUUCUGAUGUCUAGCCAAAACAUCCAUUUAUCUCAGUUUGUUAAAAGUGAUUUGAGCAACAGCCAUUUUCUUUUAAGAACUUUGAAUAAUAACACAUUUUAAUUCUUAAUUCGUUAGUCCUCUCCUUCCAAACCUGCCAACUUUUGGUAAACCCAACUUUUCCUACGUCAAAUGCGUGUGAUUUCCGUCUCUUGAUUUCUUGGGUUUUCUUAAAAAAAUCUAACAUUCUGAAUGGUGCUUAAGACGUUCCAGUGACUUCCAAACAUCACCAAAGAUUCCCAAAGAUUUCCAGAGAAUGCCAAAUGUGGCAGUACAAAGCGCCAAAUCUUGGCACCACCUUACCAAGAUCACGCAUAUCCAUUCUUGGCGAGAUUACAGAGGCAAGGUAUCAGGAGAUCUUGCUGAGAUCCCUCAUGCCUUGGCAAGAAAACCUUUUUGGUCAAUUUUCAAGUUAAUGGUUAUGGAACGUCUGAAAUUGUCUUGUAUGCAUGUGAUUGGUGUUUUUGAUCCACAGGCAUGUGACACAGGUGUAAUGCACGUGAGAUGGCAGUAUAUUCUACUCCCCUUGACUAAAUUAGACAGGAAAUUUUCAUUCUUGGUGAAUGCAUGCUUGUCACACAAUAGACAAAUAAAAAAUUGCUUCUAAGAACAAUUAAACAAGUAGAUCCCAUUUUACCAUGCGUCUGUUUAGUAAUAGAUCACAGAUGAUGUCAAAAUGUGGUAAAAACCAAGAAGCACACAAGCCGCAGGCACAUUAUUAAUUCUGCAUUAUACUUAAGUGAUUACACUAGUGUGUUUACAAUUUCCUACACCUAAUUUAAUAGACAUUAAUAAAUCCUGAGCUACAUGUACUGUUAUGGCCAUUGUAUGAUGUCGUAUUUGUAGUAUAAGUUAGUGUGGUUAGGAGAUCUCAAAGUAGCUUGAGAGCCUAUAGUUUGAUCUAGGUCUCCUCAUAAACAUUUUAAAAUGUUUUAAUAUUAUUCAAAAAUAACAAUCUUAACUAGAGAAAUUGCACAAUUUCCCAGUGAUGAAACUUUUUUUACAGUUUGCAUAGCGUGUUUUGUGACAUCUGGAAAAUCAUGUGUAAUUAUAUUUUCCUAAUACCUGAGACUAUCAUUCCACUUCACAGAUUCCUUUUUGACGUAAACAGCCAAGAUCACAAAUACUACAGAAACCUUGUUAAAAACUUACGACCAGGAGUUAGUAAUGCAGCUAGCAGUGGAGAAAGGAAGAGAAAAAGAAAGAGCCGUUGGGAUACAGAUGCACCCAAAGGGGCUUCAUCAUCAUCAUCAUCUGAUAAUGAUGCAGCAGUCGCUGCAGCCUUAGCAGUUGCAGCAGAGAUUGAGCACAGCAUUCCAAUGAGUAACAGAGAAGAAGAAGAAAGACAAAAACAAAUUAGAGAACAGCAAGAGGUACUUAUCAAAUCAAUAUGAAACUUUAAUAUAUUGCAUUCCCAAUUCCAAUACCAGCUUCUGGUCUGGAAAGUGUGAACUUUCUGUAACCUAACUUCCUGCCCAUUAAUUUGUUUUUUGUUUUGCACUCAUCAAUAUUGUUCAUGUUAAACCUAUGUUACAGUAUUUUGAGUACUGUUAAAUUGUUAUUGAGGGCUACCAUAUUGGGACUCUGUUUCAUAAAACUUUCUACUUCAUUCCCAUUUGUUGACCUAUGCUAUCUAUUUGAGUUUUCAAGUUUUGCUCUAACAAUCUUUUUUGACUUGUCAAGUUGCUAUACUCUCAAAAUAUAUUUUCCUUCUUCCCUGUUAGUUCCACAGCUUCUGGUCACCCCUCUCUCUGUGCUCUGCUCCUGCAUUCCGUUUAUUGAUACCUUUGUUACUGUGUUCCUGGGCCCAUGUUUUCAGAACUUAUUCCUUAUGUAUUUGUUUCAUGAUAUGCUGUGCUAAUAUAUCUUGCUAAAAUAAUAUUGUUGCAAGGACAGCACUGUCUAUAUUAUAAAAUUUAUAAUAUAGACAGUAACACAAAUAGUACAAUCACUCUGAUUGCCUGGAUGACUUGAAUGAGAGAAUGCAAUACAAUAAGUAUUGUGUUGUCAAGAAUUUUUGCUGUGCCUGCUUAUCACAUGAGCAUGCUUUUACAAAAAUUUAUGCUGAAAACUAGAGAAGUUUUUCUCAUUCACCCUUUUCCUCAACUGCUAAAACUUGAAUAAUCUUUACAAACAGACUGUAUGAAAAUUUUUUGCUCAAGUUGACAGUUUAAGCAGGAAAAUUUGAUGAAAUCUUUCUUGCAAAACAAGAAGUGGUCAAGUGUAAAAAAUCUUCAUGUAUAGCACUUAAAUAGUGAAAAGUAAGAAUUUCUCUUUUAAUCAGUACCAGUAACAAGGAAUUUUGCUUCUGUCUAGUCAGAAAAGUUAUUUUAUAAAAGCAAUAGAAAACGUUUUUUCCUGUGUUUGUAGGGCCUAAUAUAAACACCCCAGGGACUGGGAGAAUUAUCUGCUGCUAUGCAAACUCUCAACUUCGUCUCAGGUUUGCAUAACUGUCUCAAAUUUUCCCAACACCCUCUCCUCUCUAUGUAAUUACAAAAAAAGUUUUUUCGCUGAACUUAGUAUAAAACUUAAAAUUCUGUUGUAGAUUCAACAAAUGUACAUGAAGAUCUUAGCUCAGCGAGCGGCAUAUCAGGCCGGUGGUGCAGUAAAACAAGAUAAUGAUAAGCCAAAGUAUGAGUAUGAUUCAGAUGAAGAUACUGAAGGUGGCACAUGGGAGCACAAAAAAAGAAAAAAAGAGAUGUUAAAAACACUAGGUUUGCUGAGUGAUACUAAUAAAUAAUUAAAGGAUGCAAGGAAAAAAGCCUUGAGGGACUUUUGAUCAGCUUCCAGAUUCUCCUUCUAAAAUAAAUGUCUUGUACAGUAUUUGCUUGGACAAGAAAAGGGGAUUUUAGGAUUAUGCCAAAAGUCGGUUAGGGCCUUAUUCCUCACACCCCUUAUAAAUAUAUUUAUGCAGAGUGUGAAAACAUCUAGUGCAGUAAAAAGUUCAUUGGUCCACCCUUGUGGUGGGUUUGUUUUAAUGAUUGAUGUUGUGGUUCAGUUUUAUCCUUGGUUUAAAUUUUUUUGCCAUUUGUAUUAAAUCAUAAUCACACAUUACGAUACCCAAAAACAAAGGGAAAUAAAAUUUAAACCAAGGAUAAAAUUGGACCACAACAUAGAUACCAAGCUCGUUGACAUUUCUCCAGUCAACAGGGGUGGGGGUUUUACUUGGGUAAGAUGUGAGUUUAUGAAAAAGCUAGGUUGCUGAGUCAGAUUUUGGUUUUUCAGACUUUUCCUUGUGUCUGGGUUGUAUAUAAUGUUAAAAAAAAACCCUUUGCUACCCUCUGUAAAGAAAGUGUUGAGAGUAAGCGAUGCUUAUUAAUCAAGGUUAGAAGACUAACAGAUUUAUGUUUUAAUUCGUUUUCUCCCCUUUUUUUAUAGAUAAAGCUCAAGAGCUUACUGUGAAAGGCAAAGGAAAGCACCACAUAGGAGAUUUCCUUCCUGCUGAUGAACUAAAAAAAUUCACAGCCAAAGUCAAAGCUGUGAAGGGUGAAUCUUCCCUGGAUAACUAUGAUUUCUCCGACUAUGCUGAACACAAGAUCAAGGAAGAUAACAUUGGAUAUAAGAUGUUGCAGCAAGCUGGCUGGAAAGAGGGAAUGGGGCUUGGAUCACAGGGACAAGGAAUAACUGCCCCUGUUAACAAGUAUGUUGGUAAUUCAUGGCUUUAUCCAGAUAACCCUACCAGUGGAACCUUUCUUUUGUUUACUCAAUUUUGGCACACUUGAGAAAGACGCUCCACGAAUCAAGUUAGAUCUUUGUUGAGCUUGUGCGGCACGUUGCUAGGAUACUGUUUCUAACCAAGGCCUAAUUAGCCAAGCGCUUGGCACAGCAGACUCAGUUACAGUAUGACCAUCGGUUAAUUAAUUAAAGGAUGCUUGCACUUGAAUAAAUCAGUUUGACGGCAGGGAACAAAAUUGACUAGUCCAGAAGUUUGAGCUUCAGUGACCUCAAAGGUUUGAUGCGAUUCAGGUAGAACCUCCUUUUCUCCUCCUCACUCAACAAGACAAAAAGAGGGUGUGCUUGUGGGGUGUAGCCAGAUGAAAAUUCUUACUGUACAAUAUCAGAAAAAAACAAAAAAGCAUUUUCAUUGUCUUGCUGUCUUAGGCAUAAAAUUAUCGCAGUAGGCACGCACAAGAAAUUAGCCAUUUUAUGGGUAAACUGUCUUGGUUGCCCCUAAACUGGCUAUGGUUGUUUAAAUAAUUUAUGACUUAUUUUAAUUACAGGAGUCUUGUUUUAUAAUGCUAUGUGUAGUAAAUUCCAGCUUUACAGACACUCCACUAAUUACAAAUGCUCUGUUAUUCUGCUUAAAGCAUUUAACCAUAAUGAAGGACCCAAAAAACAAGUAGUGAAUUCCAUUUCCCGGAGACCCUCAAAGAGGCUUAAGGAAAAACACAGCUCCCUUUUUCCCUUGAAGCCAGUUAUCAAGUGUUAUACCUCCCAACUUAAGAAUAAAGCAAUUUUGUCUUUUGGUCAUAACUGUGAGAAAAAUAUUUGUUUGGGGCAAAUGGCAGAUUUCCCAGUUUCAAGGUACAUACAUGUAAGCAUUAUCACAUGCAAGUCUAAAGUUCCUGAGAGAGUUGAUUGUUUUGACACAUGGCGCCUGACGCAUUCUCUUCCAACUGGAAAAUGUGCAUUAGUUAAAAGGUACAACAAUAAGGACGUGUUUACAAGAAGGAAGGUUACCUUAGCACCCGCACAUUCCUACUAUUUUAUACAACAUAUUUUUAAGGCAGGUAACCUUACCUGAGUGCUGGGGUUGUCCAAGCCAGAGGGUUACCCUACCUACCUUGUCAACACUCUGUUAGGGAUAAAAAGCCUUUGCAGGACAACUUUGCUCCAUCAUGUGUGACCAGUAAUAUUGAAAAUUUGAACAGAGUUAUCCAAUUUUUGAGCUAAAUUUCAAACAUUGCUUAAUGUGCCAUCAUUUUGAUGAGUUUGUACAACUGUAGAAGCACAUUGAAACAUUUUGAUAGACAAAUCUAUUGUAAUUUAUUAUAAUUUGUUUGUGACCUUUAGGGGGCGAUCAGCUGAUGAGCUUGGUGGUCUUGGAGAAGAAAAGCCUGGUGAAAUACAAAGGGAAGAUGACGAGUUUGACUUAUACCGCAAGAGAAUGAUGCUAGCUUACAGAUUCCGUCCUAAUCCAUUGGUA